AUGCCUGGGAUUGGUAAAUCAGUGUUUCUUCUCUAUCUUCUGGCGAAAACAUUGGCUCGCAAACAACCGGCAUGCAUCCAUAUCCAAAACCAGACAUUUGCCAUUCUUGGAGGCGAAGCGACAGAUGUGUACAUUGUUCCCAACUCUUCUGAAAUUUUCUCAUCUUCAUUUCUGCACGACAUCCUUUUCCUGAUAGACAUGAGCUGGACUGGUAACAACCCCGAAUUCAUGGGCGGGUCGAAUAGGCUUUACCAGGUUGGAACGUCUUCCCCGAACCCGCGGUUAAAACAACUUAAGACUUGGCUAAAGGAGUCUCGCAUCACUCCUCUGGUGAUGAACCCACCCGAUGUUUUGGACGUUGCCAAAAUCUUAACGCACGCGUUCCCCAGUUCAAAGCUUCCAGAGCGAGAAAUGCAGAGCUUUGUUCGCCGCUUGGUUCAAACUUUUGGUGUGGACCUCCGUCGUUUCCACGAGGUCUUCAAUCAUCCUGGGUUUCAGUCAAACAGAUCCAUUGCUUUGGCCCAAGUGGUCGAUGAUUUCGUUGAUGAAGUUCGGACUAUUCUUGACGAUAUGAAGGUUGAAGAGCUUGUUAAGCUGAUACGCGGUAGUUCAGACUCUCCCCAGUACUUCCAUCGACUUAUUGCCUCAUAUCGAAAGCGACCGCUCCUUCAGACUGACUUGUACCUUGAGCGUAAACACAGUUUGCGACAUGAAGUCCGAUCUCACUUGUUGGUGAACCUACUCUGUGAGGCCUGGACAAACCAGGCCGACAAGAUGCGGACGAUUAUGGAGACCUUGCUCAGCUCCAACAUGAAAGUGGCUGCAGCUCUCGGCUGGCUGUUCGAAGCUGAAGGACACACUCAUAUCGUCGCCAACCAGAGCCUCAACGUUUACCCGAUGGUCCGGACACAAGUUGGAAAUAACGUCCGUCUGACUCAAAAUCUCAAUGGGCAUGCCCUGUCCAUGGAGAUCGGUCAACGGGUCAUGCAGCUCUAUGACUCUGCCUCCGACCCUUCAACAACCCAUGAACGUAACGCUUAUUAUGUCCCUAUGCAGGUCAAUAAUGCCCUCUUCGACUCGUUUCUGGCUGGUGAGAACUUUGGCGUUGCCUUUCAAAUGACCAGAUCGGCCAAACACAGCUUUGAAACUAAAUCCCUCACCCGGCUUCGAAAGCGGCUUGAAGCGAUCUGUGGCAAACCAUCUACCUUUCAUUUUGUCUUUGUUAUCCCUCAGGGCAGGAAUCUCCAGGUCAAUAUACCAAAUACCGCUCUUACCCGGAUGUUCAAGUACUAUACACUACCCCUGGCCACUAAGUCGCUGGAUUCUCAAAACCCUGAUUUGGUAAACAUGUUAAACGAGAAUGGCAUGGGUGGUAUGCUAGGUGAGGUGGAGCCUGAGGAUGGUGAAUAUGCCGAGGUUGGCGAAACAGCGGAUGAUGGGGACAUAGUCAUGGAUUGAUGAAUAUCGCCUCAAGCGGUCGAAUGUAUUCCUUUCUUUUCUCCUAGAGACUUCCAUCCCUGCGAUCCGUAGUAAUCCGUAU
Messenger RNA from Marasmius oreades (fairy-ring Marasmius), 1540 nucleotides. RefSeq lists its product as uncharacterized. Lineage: Eukaryota; Fungi; Basidiomycota; Agaricomycetes; Agaricales; Marasmiaceae. Bases 1 to 1458 code for a protein of 485 amino acids. The record is from RefSeq and is a predicted model, not a curated record. The transcript has 3 exons.